Molecule: messenger RNA, 8763 nt
Organism: Morone saxatilis (striped sea-bass)
Lineage: Eukaryota; Metazoa; Chordata; Actinopteri; Moronidae
Product: ubiquitin-protein ligase E3A
Exons: 11
Coding region: 238-2928 (896 amino acids)
Biological process (GO): ubiquitin-dependent protein catabolic process; protein polyubiquitination
Molecular function (GO): ubiquitin protein ligase activity
Source: RefSeq, a predicted model, not a curated record
GAACGCAGUGCAUUGUGGGACGUAGGCUGAUGGUGAAGUCAAGAUGGCUGUGAACGUCAGGCAGAGGAAAGAGCCUGCAGUAGGAAGGCCGUGAAUGAAGUUUUGAAUAGAAAAUCCUUUGUCGCUGCCCGCUUACGCCUCAACUAUCGUACUGUUGAAGUUGUAAUCAACCUGUGGAGGACUUGAUACAUUUACAAACAGCAACAGAAUAACAAACAACUGAGGAUAAAGUCUCGUAUGAAUUCCGACGAGAAGGAGGACUGUGAGUGUGCGCCACCACAGGCCGAGACUAGCCCCGCAGGAGGACCAUAUAGAGAAUACGAGGAGCCUGAAAUAGAAAACCCAGAAGCAAGCCGAAUGAAGCGAGCAGCUGCCAAACAUCUAAUAGAGCGCUAUUACCACCAGUUAACGGAGGGCUGUGGGAAUGAGUCGUGCUCCAACUCAUGGUGUGCCUCAUCGGUCGACUUCAACCGCAUGGACAACAACGCAGCAGCGGUCAAAGCCCUGGAGCUCUACAAGGUCAACGCUAAGCUAUGUGACCCCCAUCCCUCGAAGAAAGGCACUGCCUCAGCCUACCUAGAGAGUAGUGCUCACAGCAACUCAGCCUGCAGCAACAGGAAGAUGAACCAUAAAGAUGUCCACUCUGUACGGGACAAUUUCAAAGAUGUAAAUUACCUGACAGAGGAGAAGAUUUAUGAGAUCUUGGACAUCUGUGGAGAGAAGGAAGAUUACUCACCUCUGAUCAGGGUAAUAGGUCGGGUGUUCUCUAGUGCUGAGGGCCUGGUGCAGAGCUUCCGGAGGUCCAAACCUCACACCAAGGAGGAGCUCAAGUCCCUUCAAGGUAAGGAUGAGGACAAGGAUGAGGACGAGAAGGAGGCAGCUGCCUGCUCUGCAACAGCUAUGGAGGAGGACUCCCCUGCCUCCUCUUCAUCGUCAAGGCUCGGAGAGGGCUCCUCAGGGGAAAAUGAUGUCCAAAAGCUGGCCCCUGAUGAGGUGUCGGUAGACAUCGAAGCUGUACGGCGGGUCUAUGAGCGCCUGCUGUCCAAUGAGAAGAUAGAAGCUGCCUUCCUGAAUGCACUGGUCUACCUCUCACCCAAUGUAGAGUGCGACCUGACGUACCACAAUGUUUAUUCACGAGACCCAAACUACCUGAAUCUGUUUGUUAUAGUGAUGGAAAACAGUAACCUCCACAGCCCAGAGUACCUGGAGAUCGCUCUCCCGCAGUUCUGCAAGGCCAUGAGCAAACUCCCACUGGCAGCUCAGGCCAAGCUGGCGCGCUUGUGGUCGCAUUACAGUGCUGAGCAGAUCCGGCGCAUGGUGGAGACCUUCCAGCAGCUCAUUACCUACAAGGUGAUCAGUAACGAGUUCAACAGCCGCAACCUGGUAAACGAUGAUGACGCAGUGGUGGCAGCCACCAAGUGCUUGAAGAUCGUCUACUAUGCAAAUGUGCUGGGCGGGGACCUCGACAUGGAGCACAACGAGGAAGAGGACGAGGAGCCCAUUCCAGAGUCCAGCGAGCUCACCCUGCAGGAGCUACUGGGCGAGGAACGACGGAACAAGAAGGGCCCUCGGGUGGACCCGCUGGAGACGGAGUUGGGGAUCCGAACCAAUGAUUGCCGGCGGCCGCUCGUUCCAUUUGAGGAAUUUGUCAAUGAGCCUCUUAACGAGGUGCUGGAGAUGGACAAGGACUACACUUUCUUUAAGGUUGAAACUGAAAACAAGUUCUCCUUUAUGACCUGCCCCUUCAUCCUGAACGCCGUCACCAAGAACCUGGGUCUGUACUAUGACAACCGUAUCCGAAUGUACAGCGAGCGGCGUAUUACUGUGCUCUACAGCUUGGUGCAGGGUCAGCAGCUCAACCCCUACCUGAGGCUCAAAGUGCGCAGAGACCACAUCAUUGAUGACGCUUUGGUCAGGCUGGAGAUGAUAGCAAUGGAGAAUCCUGCAGACUUGAAGAAGCAGCUAUAUGUGGAGUUUGAAGGAGAGCAAGGUGUUGAUGAAGGAGGCGUUUCCAAAGAGUUCUUUCAGCUGGUGGUGGAGGAAAUCUUCAACCCAGAUAUUGGCAUGUUCACAUACGACGAGCGCACCAAAAUGUUUUGGUUCAACCCAUCAUCGUUUGAAAAUGAGGGACAGUACACUCUCAUCGGCAUCGUUCUUGGUCUGGCCAUCUAUAACAACUGUAUCCUGGAUGUCCACUUUCCUAUGGUGGUCUACAGGAAGCUGAUGGGCAAGAAAGGAACUUUCAGGGACUUGGCUGAUGCCAACCCGGUUCUGUACCAGAGCCUGAAGGAGCUGCUGGAGUAUGAGGGCAGUGUGGAGGAGGACAUGAUGAUCACUUUCCAAAUUUCCCAGACAGACCUGUUUGGAAAUCCACUUAUGUAUGAUUUAAGGGAAAAUGGGGACAAGAUUCCAGUCACAAAUGAAAACAGAAAGGAGUUUGUGGCCCAGUAUGCAGAGUACAUGCUGAACAAAAGUGUGGAGAAGCAGUUCAAAGCAUUCAGGAGAGGCUUCCACAUGGUCACCAACGAGUCGCCGCUCAAAUACCUGUUCAGACCAGAGGAGAUCGAGCUCCUCAUCUGUGGAAGCAGAAACCUGGAUUUCCUAGCACUUGAAGAAACAACAGAAUAUGAUGGUGGUUACAACAGAGAUUCUCGAAUCAUCAAGGAGUUUUGGGAGACGUUGCACUCGUUUGGUGAGGAGCAGAAGCGCCUCUUUCUGCAGUUCACCACUGGCACUGACAGAGCACCUGUGGGUGGGCUGGGCAAGCUGAAGAUGAUCAUUGCCAAGAACGGCCCUGACACGGACAGGUUACCGACGUCCCACACUUGCUUUAAUGUGCUGCUGCUACCUGAGUACAGCAGCAAGGAGAAGCUGAGGGAGAGACUGCUGAAAGCCAUCACCUAUGCCAAAGGGUUUGGCAUGCUCUGAGCCCCUGCUCCAAACACACAGCAAAUGGACUCCUUCUCUGAAAACCCAUCAAACCCUGCCCUGCCCUUCCUUUAUCAGACACAAUCUAAAAGGUGACAAAAGACAGACCAGAGUAUGUUUCGAGGAAAGCAAGUCAAUGGUUCCAAUAGAGCGCUCUAGUAGUUCUACUGUGCCUGCAUCAUCCCACAUCAGUCAGUGUAAGCACAGAGACCUCCUGAUCAAAGUAUCCACCCCACAUCCACAUUAUGUGAAUGUGCCGCAGCCUCCCCAUCUUUUUUUCUAUGUACAGAGGAUCAUUUUCCUUAUUAUUUAUUUUAAGGUUAAAAUGGGUUAUUUUUCAUGCCUGCCUGUUGUGAUAGCUUCCCUUCUUGGGGAAAGGGGGAGGGUUAAUAUUAAACCAUGUAAAUUUGGGACAACACAUUAACAGCCGAUAUAAACCCCAUUUAUUGAACAAAAACAUGUUACCCCUGAAAACUUGUUCACAAACUGUUGACAGAGGAAAUCUAGCAUUAGAGUAGUCUUUACUACAAAAUAUUGUAUUCUCCACAGAAGAAAGACCUCUUGCUGACCAUUCCACUCAGCCAUCGGUUAUUGUUUCUAUCAAGUCCAUUUUUGAUCAAGGUAAGCAUUUGGAAAGUUACUGUCAUUUGGUCCAAAAUGGCACAUCAUGAAAUAGCUGUUUUUCUUUUUUGAUUUUGGGCCUUUUCUCCUUAUGGCGGGGGGAGUGGGGGGAUGACACACCACAGGUUAGACUAAAAUCUUGUCAGAGCUGUGUAAGUGCACUUAGACAUUUUCAGAAUGUUUGUUUUUUGGCCACAGGUUGCCAUGAUUGUUUGAAGCAUUUUAUUUCCAUGUCUUCCUGUGUUGACGAUUCUAAAUAAAAACAGUAUUUAUAUAUCAGUGCGGUUGAAACUACAAUACCGUAUUGUUCACAUUUUUGGAGGAUGUACACCUGUAGACCAGUCACUGAUGAUGUUCUCAGAUACAGACACAGAGCUCUUCUUGUGCCAACCUAUACAGUCAGUUGAAACCCCAGUAAGCAUUUUGUGUUGUCUUUUUCUGGCUUAGUCUUGUAUGAAUAGACAGCUCACACUGCAGGGUCUCUGUUCAAUAUAACUCCUGUAACAUGUAGUCAAGAAGGCAGUGUGUUCACAGACAUUUUCAUUGUCACUGUAGAUCCAAGUCUCUGAUUGUGGUUAUGUCUGUCAUUUUAAUACAAAAUGUAUCCUCUGACAACACAGGUCUAAGUGUUUGAAUUGACAGUGCCAUGCCAGAUCUCUAAAUGUGAGCCAUCUGGCACUGUGAUCACACACAGGGCAAGUGAGGAAAGCAGUCUUAAACUCUAUCUAAACAAACAACUACAACUUUUUUUAUAUUAAAGCUUCAAUCCUGAAGCCACAUAGUCUCCAAAGAAGUCCCAUAUCCGUUCCUAUCCGUUCCUAUCAGUCCCUCCUUUGCUGUUAGACCCAGAAUGGAAAAUAAUAUCAGCAUAUAUGCAAAUCUGUGGGUGUGAUCUGAUUUAAAGCAGGGAUACUCAACUUGCUUUGCCCGGGGGCAAACAAAUAUGUUUAUGUAUCAGAUAAGAAGAAUAAACAUAAGAUGUUUGUUGUGGCAGAAAAAAAAAAAGACUUCAGUUGUAGUUGGAAGUGGUAAUCUUUUCUUGCAGUGCUACCAGUAGGAUUGAAAGUGAUAAGAUUUUAUUGCUUAUCUGUCUGGUUUGUCAAUUCCCUUAUUAAUUCCUGAUCAAUUUUGUGUUUAAGAAAGUAGGCCUUUACAAGUUUAUAGCAUCAACACAACUGUUUUAUUAUCUCUGAGACUGAACCCAGUGUAGAAACAGAGUAGAGUUAUAGUAGUUUGAGUUUCUUAAUAAAUGAAGCCACGCUUUGGACUGCUUCUUCCUCUUUGCCUUGACAACCAGCAGUGUAGACACGAGUUUGACGUCAUUGUUUUGCAAUGCGCAACUGUCAGAAAAAUAUGCAGGCAUUGAUAAUGGGAAUUUAUAAGCUCAGCGGCAUACGAUUCCAAUUGAUUAGACAAUUAGGAACAGGUUCUCAACAGAAACUGCUUCUCUAUUCUCAUCCCUAGCUAUCAGAUGGCAACUGCACUGAAGCUAGCAUGUUUUGACUGGUGAUGGUGCCUGAUAUUAGCAACAUUGCAUACAGCAAUUGUGAUUUGGCAAAUUCAUUUAUCAAUUUUUCAUUGAAUUGCCUGUUUCCAUUGUCAACCUUUCAAUGUUUUUUGUCCUCACUCAUCUUUGCCAAGAGACCAGUCGCUGCAGUCCCGUGCAGGUCAGAAAUCAAGUGUCACUGCUUCUGCAAGCUGCACAGAUUGCUGAAACGCAGAUUUGUAACUUUCUAGGCAACAGCCAAGGGACAUUAUUGAACAUUUACGAAUUGAUACAAGCACAACAAUCCCUGUGUAAAUCAGUUUAUUUUUAUUGUGAAUUAGAAAAUGGUCUGCAGGCCAGAAGGCACCCUAUCAUGGUUCUCAAGUUGAGUAUCUCUGAUUUAAAGGAAAAAUAAGAUUUUGAGAUCUUAUCCAUCAUGAAUUUAAAUGUCACCUCGACUGCAUCUAAAGAUUGGAAGCAGACAGAAACAAUUAACCUAGCUCUGGGGAGAAAAAAUAAUCCACUUUUAAAAAAACUCCAUAUUGUAUAUUUUGAGUUUAAAGUAUGUAGAAAGGUAUGGACACAUCACUCUGAUCAGAUUUAUAUUUGGAUCUGUCACAUUCAUUGAGAAUGAAAGCAGGUGUAACCACUGUAUGGAAAAGUCUAAUGAUAAGUGUUGACUUUUUCUGUUCGACAUUAAUUGGAAUAUCAACUGUGAAUCAUCUCCCCACAGAACAGGCAGAUUUUCUGUAUUUUUUUGAUGAUUUUUUUUCAGUUUUUGUUCAGCUGAAUAGGGUGUAAUUGUAAAGAACUUGCAUGAUGAUCUUGCACACUGACUCAAUUCACUGGUUUAAAUGUUUGUUUGUUUUAAACAACCUGGGUCUUGUUUUGUAGUUUUGGCCAUAAUUCUUUUCAUUUUCGAACUCAACAAUUUUAUACUCUGCCACUGUCAAUAUUAGUGCAUUAGGGAGAGCAGCACAAGUCAUCACACACCCUCACAGGUUUUGAAGCAUCUACAGUUGAACCAAAUUAUUUUUUAAAUUUUAUUUUUUUAUAUAACUUGUUUAAUUUGUUAAAGCUUUUGCCUUUUGACUAAGAAUCAUGAAUACACGUUAGAGCCAACCCUUUUCCAAACAAUAUGCUCUGUUAGAAAUGUAAAUUCUUUCUACCAUUCCAAUUGGCUUCCAUUAAUGUCAGGACUAUAUGAAAAUCAAUUGGCAGACUCUUGAAAUGUAUCAUUUCAUCAGAUUGCAAAUUGCAGUGUGGACUGCUGAGCUUUACCUUUACUACCAGACAAAGACAACACUGACAACAAGCCACACAUCCUUGUGAUGGCUUAUGCAACUGAAGCAUAUUUCAAGAGUCUGCUUAUAGAUUUUCCAUACUUGACAGGAAGGAAUGGAAGCUAGAGCUGCAACUAACAAUUAUUUUCAUUAUUGAUUAAUCUAGCUAUCAUUUUCUCGAUUAAUAGAUUAGUUGUUUGGUCCAAUAUGUCAGAAAAUGGUAAAACAUGUUUCCUAAAUCCCAAGAUGAAGUCCUCGAAUAUUCAGUUUACCUUAAUAGAAGACUAAAGAAAUUCAUAUUUUGCUGAAAUCAGAGAAUUUGGAUUUUUUUUUUUUGGUUUAAAACGACUCAUUGAUUCAUUGCUUAUCACAAUAGUUGCUGAUUAAUAGUUGACAACUAAUCAUUUUAUUGACUGAUAGUUGCAGCUCUAACGGAAGCCAAUGCCUGCUGUUAACAGUGUGAAAAAUACACCAAAAUUCAAAAACUAUAGCAUAAAUUUGAACAAGGUCAUCAAAAAUGUAAACAGUAAAACAAAGACACUGCUCCUUUAACAUUUACCUUUUUGUUUUACCUCCAGAUUAGUAAUCUUUUGGGUAAACUGGACAUGUUUGACUGUGCAGACUGCUGUGAAACAGUUUCCUCUUAUCUUCAGCAUUGGCAUUAAAUGAUACGCUAUACCAUUUAUGUCAAGGUCUGAUUACUAGCUUUUUGAAACUUUUAACCACAUGUCAUAGUCUUAAUCAGUAUGGAGCAGGCUCAGGUGUCAUCAUGUGACCUAUGUAUGUAAGUUAAGUCACAGGACACAAGGAUUGCAACUAAUGCUUAUUUUCAUUGUCAGUCUGUUACUUUUCUUCUAUUAAUCGAUUAGUUGUUAGGUUCAUAAUGGUGAAUGAUCACUGAUAAGUAUUUUCCAAAGCCCAGGUGAUUUCCUCAAAUGUCUUGUUUUGUACACAACCUAGACCUAUUCAAUUUAUUGUGACAGAGGACUAAAACAAACAAAUUAUUACAAUUUCAGAAGCUGUUAUCACAGAAUUUGGAAUUUUUUUCUUUAAAAAAUUACUCAAAACAAUUCAUUAAUCAAUUUAAUUUAAUAGUUGACAACUAAUUGAUUAAUGGACUAACUGUUGCAACUGGGGGUAGAUAGUGACUCCUGUCUCUGUUCAAAUGGUCUUUGCCGUUGAAUGUGAAUGUCCUCCUUGAUCUUCAUCCAGGUUUUGCGGUUUAAUGUCGAGGAUCAGAAACGGACAACAUUAACUGUCUGUGAACACAAGACCAAAACUACUCACAGCAACCACUGGGAAUAGGUCAAAGGUCAUGGACUAGGGUUCAGUGGACAAGUGCAGAAAGAUCAAGGAGGACAUUCACAUCUGACACCAGAGACCAUCUUUGAACAAAGAUGGAGGUUAUUACCAUCUUGCCCCAUAUUUUUUUCUUUGGUCACCAUGUAAUAACACCAGAGCCAGUUUCAUUCACUGAUGAUGGGGAAAAAAAGGUUUAAAGGUUCCUGAAAACUAUUAAGUUGACCUUGAGAUGAUAAUUUUUUAUUAUUAAUAUUAAACCAUUACACACAGAAUAUAUAUAUAUUUUUGGUGAGUAGUGAUACAGCAAGGAAGCUUUAUCUGCAUUGAUACAUUUAAAGCUGCAAGGUAGCAGAUAAAUGUUCUAUGUAUUGUCAUGGGCACUUCAGUGGUGGUGGUUGUUGUAGGAGGUUGAAUCUGUGACUUCUCCCUCAGACACUGGUGUGUCUAACUUUAAGGUUCUUGCUGUCCUUGUGAUGUGUCUGCAAGAGGACUAUCUGAUUUUUUUUUUUUGCUCAGCCUGUGAGCAUGAUGGUACCCACAAAAUGCCACUAAAGCACGGUGCUCAGACCACAGCAGUACACAACAACUCUGAGCCAUUCUUUCCGUUCCAUUAGUCUUACUUUCUCAUUUUAUUGGUUUCAUCCAGACCUGGGCAAAAUUAUUUAGUAGAAUACCUUUCACUCCUUGGUUUAGCCUUAAUUGGAGUCACUUUGGACUGUACAAAGAGUGCCUAAAAAAUGUAGACUAACACUGGACCGUGUUUGACAGUCACUAUAGCAUACAGUAUGUAUCAUUGUUAUACUGCAGUAAACCUCCAUCAUGUGGAACUCUGUAGGUUAAAGCAAAGGUUAUCGAUGAAUUACACUUGGUAUUGAGCCCAGGUCUGGUUUCAGCUGUUUAACAUUACUCUGUACCUCUGUUUUGUAAUGCUGAAGAUGCUGCUCACCUGGACAUGUGAAAGUGCAUUAGAGCCUAGUGAAGGUAAAAGGUGAAAAGUCAACCUGAUCUUGGAAAGAGAAGCAGUUUUCAUCAAUUGGUUUGUCUCCACAGUUACAUUCUAAAAGAUACAAACUGAUGAAAGGCUAAAAGUAUUCAGUGUUGUGAAAACAUGCUAAAUAAAGAUGACUGCUUUUUUCCAACUUG